Messenger RNA from Physcomitrium patens, 4506 nucleotides. RefSeq names its product trihelix transcription factor GTL1. The record is from RefSeq and is a predicted model, not a curated record. Lineage: Eukaryota; Viridiplantae; Streptophyta; Bryopsida; Funariales; Funariaceae.
AUCUGGCGCACAGUCUUUGGAUCAGAUCCUGCUCUUCGCGUCCGGCUAACUGGCUGGACUCGCCUAUUGCUGCCCUGGGGUUAGUUUCUGUUUGGUAGCAAGCAAGCGCAAGAGAGAGCGAGCGAGAGGGAGAGAAGGAGAGUGAGUGUGAGAGAGAGAGAGAGCGGAGGAGUAAGAGCGAGCGAGCGUGAGAGAGAGAGAGAGAGAAGGAGAGCGUAACAGGAGAGAGUUCACUGCGAGGGGGGUGAAGAUUGAUGCCAGGCUCACGGAUUGAUGCUGCUGCUGCUGUUGAUGAUAAUGAAAGGAUUGUCAUAGCAGGAUGGCCUGGUUGGGUUGGGUUUGGUUGGGUAUGGCCGUGUGAGGUUUUUUUACUAACCCCGGGCGAGGAGAAUGAUGAUGUCGAUCAUCAUCUCCAUGAGCCUUCGUUAGCCUCGUCGAUUGCUGAUUCCAGUGAGAGUGGAAAGUGGAUUCAGUUGGCUCGGAUCGGGUCUGGUCUCCGCCUGGUGUGGUCUGGUAGACUCCGUGAGUGAACCAGAGAGAGGGAGAGAGACUGAGCGAGCGAGCGAGAGCGAGAGAGAAAGAGUAGAGAGAUCUUGCACAGGCGUAGGUUGGCAAGCGAGCUAGUUCGGAGAUCACAUUAGCCUUUACUGCACGCUGCUUUGUGCUGUUCUACGCGGUGGCUAUAGUUGGGCAUAGCGAGGGAAGGACUGAGGAAAAAACUGGGCUUUGGAAAGAAAAGGAAAGAGUUGGGAGCUGGACGAGAGAUUGAUUAUUGGAUGAUAUGAGAGAGUGAGUAGGAAGUGCGACGGAGUGAUUGAGUCGAGACGAAGAAAAAGUUUUGAAGUGUGUGCGGUUAUUAUAUUGAUUGACGUGUGAGCUAUAAUGGUUUUAGACGAGGUUUUUUCAGGUGCUUUGUAGUUCUCAAUAGGGUGUGGCGUGUUGUAGAAAUUUGAGCGUGACGUUCAAAUUUGUCAGUGGAUCCUUUUAUGUCGGGGAGUAGGUCGCGUGCUGACGAGGGGUGAUCAUAUUCACCUGGUCGAGUCUGGUAGACUUGAGAGACCGAGUCGGUGGGUCGGGGCAGCGGCGGUUACAGGAUCUUGCGCGCAUUUUUGGAUAGUGAGACAUGGGAAAUGCGCCAAGGAUGGUGUCGAUGAGAGUGGUACGCGUGUGAGUAGUUCUGGAUCACGGCGACGGGGUGGAUUGACGCGACCCUUGCGGGGGCGGGUAAAUUGGCAAAAGGGGUUUCUUGAGUGGAUAGGUUUUUGCCAAAGGUGGAGUUGGUUCAUCCUCCUUCGUUCUUGAAGUGGUUGUGUGGGACUGACUAGACAGGAUGCAAAACACGGGGCAGUAUGGGGUCUCAGACUCGCCACAGUUCGUGGUGGGGAGACCACCUGCGCACAUUUUCUCAAUCUCUCAUGACAAUAUGUCCAUCUCGUCUCCCUCAGCUGGCCAUCCGCUCCCUGGUCAUCACCCGCAACACCACCUGCCCCAUCACUUGCAAGCACAACACCACCACUACGGCCCGCACCCGGGUCACCAACCUCACCCUACCUUACAAGCCCACCAGCAAAUCCACCAAACUCAGUCCCCUCAUGCCGCUCACGCCCCACACCCUCAACAUCCGCAAUUCCCGCUGGCGCAGCAUCCUCAAGGCCAGCAACAGCAACAACCAGCCCAACCUCAUCAGCCUUCUCUUCAUCAGGAUGUUGCACAGCACCAGCAGGCUCAACAGCAGGCUCAGCAACAGCAGGCUCAACAGCAGGCUCAGCAACAGCAGCAACAACAGCAGGCUCAACAGCAGGUGCAGCAACAGGCGCAGCAAGUUCAGCAGGUCCAGCAAGCUCAGCAAGCUCAGCAACAAGCGCAACAGGCUGCUCAGCAGGCGCAGCAGCAGAUGGUGCAGCAGUUAGGUCUUGGGGGUCCAGACUCGCCGGAGGUUCCAUCGCCGGGUGUUAGUCGGCCCUCACCCACGAAUUACAGCCAGCAGCAGAUUGUGAGCGCGGCGCAGGAUGACGAUGGGCUUGAGGAGGAGGGUAGGAGUACUGGUGCCAAUCGGUGGCCCAGGCAGGAGACACUUGCGCUCAUAAAGAUCCGGUCGGACAUGGAUGCUAACUUUCGUGAUUCGGGACUCAAGGGGCCUCUCUGGGAAGAUGUUUCGAAAAAGCUUGCUGAACUUGGGUACAAUAGAAGUGCAAAGAAAUGCAAGGAGAAAUUUGAGAAUGUGCACAAGUAUUAUAAGAAGACCAAGGAUGGUAGGGCUGGAAGGCAAGAUGGUAAAAAUUAUCGAUUCUUUAGUCAGUUGGAAGCUCUCUACGGGGGCCAGCAGACUUCUGCUCAAUUGGAGAGUAAUGUUGCAGAAGUGGCAGUCGCUAGUCUCCUAGCAGGAUCCACUGUGCCAGGCAUAGCGGCAACUGAUGACUACAAUAUCUCCGCUCCGAGGCCGUCUGAAGUUAGCACCGGUGUUACACUGUCAGACUCGUCUGAAGAUGAUUACGAUGAGCUUGGGAGUGGUGAAGCUGACAAUCAGGAGAAGUCGCGAAAGAGGAAGCGCAUGGAAGGGGGUAAGUCUGGGACGUCGAAGCUCGACUACUUUGAAUCACUGAUGAAAAAUCUAAUGGAUAAACAGGAGAGUAUGCAACGGAAGUUCUUGGAAUUCAUGGAAAGGCGGGAACAAGACAGACAGGUCCGAGAGGAAGCGUGGAGACGGCAGGAAAUAGCGCGGAUGGCGCGGGAGCAUGAGCUUCGAGCUCAAGAGCAUGCCCUAGCUGCGACCAGGGAUGCGGCCCUAGUAGCAUUCUUACAGAAGGUAACUGGGCAAACCCUCCAGAUUCCGCAGUUCCCCUCGCGGCCUCCUAUAGUCACCGUCCCUCCAUCCAUAGAUUCCGUUGUGGCAGCAGCUCAAAAGCAGCAGUCUACCCCUACCCCCGUAACUCCUGUCCCAGCUCCAGCUGCUCCUCCCACCACUGCUUCUCAGCAACUAGUAGUUGCCAAUGUAGACGACAUUGACAAGGAUUCUCCUAUUGAUCCCAACAGUAAGAGAUGGCCGAAACCGGAAGUGCUGACACUGAUCAAGUUGCGGAGUGACAUGGAGUCGAGGUUUCAGGAGGCGGGACCGAAGGGUCCACUAUGGGAGGAGAUUAGUCAGGGAAUGGCUUGUUUGGGAUAUAACAGAAAUCAGAAGAGGUGUAAAGAGAAAUGGGAGAACAUCAACAAGUAUUUUAGAAAGACUAAAGAGAGUAACAAGAAGCGACCCGAGAAUGCUAAGACUUGUCCAUAUUUUCAUCAAUUAGAGGUGUUGUAUCGCCAGGGUGUUCUUGGUACCCCAAACAACAAGCAGGUCUCGAAGGUGUCAGCGGACUCACCGGCUCGUGAGCUUGUCGACCACCAAGCUGUGCCUUUAGCACACCGCAUCGAAGCUGCAGCUGGCAAAGGAGGCGACACCGAGAUGUUGAAGAUGCUGCCCGCGGCCGCCGAAGCUGUGCAGAAUGCGGCCUCCGCCGGAAACGGCACCCCUAGUGCCGCUGUGCAUUUUUUCUCAAGCCCUGAGAAUGGAAGCAGCGCGGAGCGAGGCGGUCCCAAGCAAGGCUCGGAGCCAUCCAUGUGACAGAGGUUUAUUGUCAAAUCGUUCGACGAUUGAGUCCUCGAUAAUGCUGUUUAUCAACGGCGUUGCGUUAAUCUCCGCACUUCCAAAGCAUCAUAUUCUGGUUCGUGUGUACGCCGUUUUCACGAUCUCCCUAUGUCAAGAUCCACGAGCACCUGAAGAGUAAACUGGUUUGGUUUCCGUGGCCAUCCGCUGACAUUCAAUGGGUUAUUCAUCGCUGCUUCAAUCCGAGCUGGUGGAUUGCGAUGCCGACGGUUUAAAUGUGAAGGGGUUUCUUCUGUAUCAUCUAGUUCGGAUCGCGGGGCCUGAAAUGUGUGAAUCUCUGAGCUUACGAGAGCGAGGGGAGGCUGGGGCUGGAGGCUGCUUGGACAGAUAUGAAUAAGUGCGCGACGCCCUCCUUGUCUUGCUUUCUGUGAGACGAGAGGAGUAGAAGGUAGGAAGUGGAGGUUGCAUUCUGUAACAUACAUGUACCAGUAGCGUGGGAUGAGAAUCCUACUGAGCGUGCUGCUGUGAGAUGUCCCUUAGGGUUUGAGAGUACAGAAAUCAAUAAGUCAGACACUCCGGUGUUAUAUGUUCGCUAGAUUAUCAGGACGGGUUUUGUGAACAAAUGAGGUACAUCAAGCAUGCCCGUGUUCCUUUUUAGUUACAGAUACAGAACUUGUUUCGAGGAUGACGCACACACCGGACUAUUCUCUUGGCGUAUAGAAUAUUUCAUAUUUUCGCGCCUUCCGUUUUGAAGUUUGUGCGAACUACAUUUUUAAAUUAGACAGUUCAAUUGUAGUCUAGGUCCCGUUGAAUCUGGACGUUUCAAUCUUUGUUGAAAUUACAUUUUUUGCUCGGUUUCUCAAUGACAUUCUACCUCAAAGCUGCUGUCGAGGCUGCGCUUUCGGUGUCCAAUUUCUCUU